Acaulospora morrowiae is the source of this 726-nucleotide messenger RNA. Lineage: Eukaryota; Fungi; Glomeromycota; Glomeromycetes; Diversisporales; Acaulosporaceae. The record is from the annotation of a GenBank genome assembly.
AUGAACGUCCGUGAAGAUCAGUCCAUUAGGUUGAAGUUGCAAGCUUCGUGUGUAUUAAAAGAUUCAAAUAAACAAACACUUCAGAUGACCUUGAAUCGCCUUUUAUCGGAUGUCGAAAAAAGUGAAACCAUUAAAGAGUAUAAAUCAGCAGAAGCAUCACGUCCAUUGUUCCUUAAUGAAUCGUGCACCUCUCAUGACCGGUCUAAUCUUUCUUCAGAGCGGUCGAGAUUCCGUCAUCGAUCGAAUUCUUCGCUGAGUGCAACCAUGGAAAAAGGCAAACAAAGAGAGCGGGAAACCGCUGCUGUCGCUUCUUUGCCCGCUACAACAUUGGCUAGAAUUUCCCGGAUUGAUUCUCGUUCGGAAAAGAAAUCAUUCAUCUCCGAGAUAUCCAAACCUUUAUAUUCUCGAUCUGGAAGCACUCUCUCGGAAAUGAGUUCAAAGGAAUCAUCUUCAAGGGUUUCUCUUGAUGGCAGUGUAAUCGGUGAGAUGAAGAGAUAUAAGGAAUCCGAGGUACGAAGAUAUAAUCGCACGUUGUGCGAUGAGGUUGCUAAUGUUGGACGUGAAGACUUUUCCAUAAACAAUUCAUUUGAGAAUCGCCGAAAAAUUUUGCUCGAAAGCAUGCAAGAAGGGAACGCGGUGAUCUCAAGAAUCAUAAAAUCUAACGAAGGGAUGAUUAAAAAGAUCGACGAAAUAUUGACUGAAGUACUUGUUGUUAUUUGCUCUUGA